CCCCUGGCUCGGAAAGGGGGUUGGUCACAGGGCAAGUCGCUGCGCAACGGUCAUUCCUCCCCUCCCCCCCGGGUCUUGCCGCCGCCGAGCCGCUCGUCUGGAGAACGGGGCGGUUUGCCUGGGAGCGGCGGCGUCCUGUGCACGGCCCCAGCCGCUGGGCGCCGUUGCCCUCUCGGCGACGGCCCGGGAUGCGCUGGCGGCAGGGCGCGCGGGGCCAUAGAAGAUGCCCCCUUUCCUGAGAGCCUGCUGGGCACGAGCCUGUCCUCGGGGCUCUGCAGCAGGGCAGGAAAAAACAGCAGUGUACUGAAGCUCUUCAUUACCAACAUUGGACUGCACAAGCAGGUUAAAAUAUGGCAGCGGAGAUUAACUUUCUAAGAGAUCAAAAUCAGAGACUAAAUGCAGCACUUAGACAGCAUCAAGCAGAGAACCUUUUGAGAACCACCUCUGUGCAAACAAACAUCGUAAGAGGAGAUGACACACUGGAAUCCUGGCUGACUGACCAAAGCUUUCUGUCCCCCCUAAUUGCUGAGUAUGAUAAACAUCUGGAGGAAAUGAGUGAACAGCUGCAGUACUAUCAGGCACAGAUGGGAGAGAUGAGACUAAAACUUGAACAAGUCACCAAGGAAAAUGAAGGGCUCCAUGAGGAAUUGAAAGAGAUUGUUGAGAAGCAACUGGAGGACCUUCCUUCUGGCACUGUCUUGGGGAGUGAUGUGUUUGCAGAUGAAGAAAUUGUAAGAAAUCUUCAAGAUCAGUUACAACUAGCCAAUCAGGAAAAAGAGCAAGCACUAGAACUCUGGCAGAGAGUAUCACAGGAACUAGAUCAACUCCAGCAGCGGUACCAGGGGCACAUGACUGAAGCACAGAUUCAUGUGGUAGAAAGGCAAAAACAAAAAGAUCAGUUGGCUGGCUUUCAGCAACUGACUGAGCAACUUCGAUUAGCCAAUGAAAAAACAGAGUUGACUAAUCAACAAUUUCUGAAAACGGUAACAGAACAAAAUGUGGAAGUAGAACAGCUACGGAAACAAUUGAGGCAAGCCAAAAUAGAUGUGAGAACAGCAACUGCUAAAGUUGAUGAAAUGACAAAACUGUUAGCAGACCUUCAAGUCCAAAUGAAGAGAAAGGAAGAAGAUGUAGUAUCUGCUCGGGAGAAAGAGGAAGCAUCAGACAAACGCUUGCAGCAGCUACAAUCAAGCAUAAAACAAUUGGAGACAAGAUUAUGUGUAGCUGUACAAGAUGCUGAACAGUUGAGAACAGAGAGAACAGCUCUAGAAAAACAAAUUAGAGAGCUACAGACGAAGUGCACAGAUCUAGAAGAGGAAAAAUAUGAUGCAAUUGUAAAAGUUCGAGACAGCAUGCAACUCUUAGAAGAAGCUAACCUACAAAAAAAUCAGGCCCUACUGGGAGAGAAGCAAAAAGAAGGGGAGAUAGAAAAUAUGAAAGAAGCAAUUUCUCAGCUUGUACAAGAUGCUGCUGCAAGAACUAGAAAGGAAGUAGAGAAUGCAAGGAAACAUUACAAUAUACAGAUAUCUCGAUUAACAGAAGAACUUUCUGCUCUUCAAAUGGAGUGCGGAGACAAGCAGAGCCAAAUUGAACGGGCCAUUAGAGAGAAGAGAGCAGUGGAAGAAGAACUUGAGAAAAUUUACCGUGAAGGUAGAGGAAGUGAAUGUGAUUACAGAAAACUGGAGGAACUUCACCAAAGGUGUCUGAUAGCAGAACGUACAAAAGAUGACCUUCAGCUGUGUCUACAGACAACACAAAACAAAAUUAAACAACUGGAGAUGAACUCUGAGGAAGAGCUAUCUCGUUGCCAGGAAAUGGUUCGCAAGCUGCAAAGCAUUCUGGAUUCUGAAAGAGAAAACUCUGGCUCUAUCAGUGAACAAAGACUAAAACUUCAACAAGAAAAUGAACAGCUGCGUAAAGAAGCAGAUGACUUGAGGAAACUGGCCAUAGAUGCACAGCAGAAAGCUAAGUUAAAGAUAAGCACAAUGGAACAUGAGCAUUUAGUGAAGGAACAUGGGUUUGAGGUUCGACUGAAAGAGAUGGAAGUCACUAAUCAAAAUUCCACUGGUGAAUUAAGACGUCUGUUGAUGGCCCAGCAAAAAGCAACAAACCGGUGGAAGGAAGAAACAAAGAAGCUUACAGAAACUACAGAAACAAGGAUCAGUAAUCUGAAAAGUGAGCUGUGUCGACAAAAACUUCAUACACAAGAGCUGCUUUCUCAGCUGGAAAUGGCAAAUGAAAAGAUCACUGAGAAUGAAAAACUAAUGAUGGAGCAUCAAGAAAAAGUCAACCGACUUCAAAGGCGACUAACACAGGCAGAACAGAGAGCAGCUACAGCAUCUCAACAGCUCAAUGUGAUUACUGUGCAGAGGAAAAAAGCUGCCUCCAUGUUUGUUUCCUGUGUGACAUCCAUGGAAAAUAGUAAAACGCAAAUACUGAUCUGGUCUCUGGUACACCUAGGCUCAUCCCAGCUAUAUUCUUACUCCAAAUGCUAAUUCUGUGCAGUUAUUCUGAAAAAGGCUUUUGAAAGAAAUUAGUAUAUUAGACUCUUAACUGUUUUUUCUUUAAGUAUAUAUAACACUGGAAAAUUCAUUUUGACAGAUCUUGAAAGUCCAUCGUUGUCUGAAGUAAGUGAUUCUAAUUUCUUCUGAAUAUUUUCACAAUGCUGUGUAUUUCCUCUCCCUCCCCACAAGAUAUUUACAAUAUGAAGAAAAACACAACUUAUAUUACAUUUAUCUGGACUGAUAAUUCACUCAUGGUUACCUGAAAAUGUCCUUUCUUUGAAUAACACAGAAGUCUUACAGUGGGUCUUCACCCUGCUUACACCUUUGGAGGCAGAAUCAGCCACUGGCAGGUAGGAGUGUGUCUUGCCCCCUGAAGAAUCAGUCAGUUAAGACAACUUCCAUAGCCAAGGAUAAUUCUCUUCAUUUAAUAAUCUAAGAAAAAAAACUCUUAAAGGAUAACUGUUUUUGUCUCCUCCUGCACAGCAUACUUUAUAAAUAAUCACUUCCUCAGUUUAGUGUAUCCUAAUGCUGAACCCAGUUUAUACCAGAAUACUCUGCCAGAGGAGCACUGGCUCUGUGAUUCUAUUACUCAGAUAAGCUUGGAUCCACAUCCCUGCUUCUCCUUGUACCCUAUUCACUGCCAUAUAACUGCAGUUAAUCUUUGUUCCCAAAAAAUAAGCAAGGCUUGCAGCAUGCCACAAAGAUAACUGAAAGCAAAACACUAAGCCAAGCAGAAUGUGCUUUUGAAAUCCCCUGGCUCCUCAUGGAGAGUACCUCACUUGCUGUUUCUUCGCAUUUAAACGAAGGAGCCUGAGCAUCACAGCUGAUCUCCUCAGAUAGUUAGCCUUUACUAAAUAUGCAGAUUUACAGUAUCUGCUUUUUUAAUCUUCUAAAGCUUCUGCCCUUGUCAUGUCACACUGCUACAUUUCAUAUCUUGAGUUCCUAAAAGCCCAUCUUCAUACAAGAGAAAAGCCUCCUGUUUUCUUGUAUCACUCUGAUAUUAUUAGCACAAUCACGAAUAGAUAACUAUAAUUGAAAGUAUUAUCUAAAAUCAAAGGAAUAACUUAUUUAUCCAGGAACAAGCACUUUCUAUUUGGUUCUAGUAAAUUAAAGAUGAUUUAAUAAAAUGUUUAGUUUCCACAGAUGAUGACCAAUAAAUCCAGACUAGAGAAUGACUCAACACUAGUUCAGCCAUUUCUCAUUGGUGCUGAGGCCAGCAUGGCUCAAGAAGGGGUGAUUUCUCAUGCUCAAAUUACAGCCUGUGUACAUCAUGAAUCAAGAGGUAAAAUUAUUGCCACUUCUAUGCACAUUUUGCCUUGAGGCUUUGUACUGGUGAUAUCUUGGAAUGUGUAAAAUAACUUACAUUUAUGAGGUAUGAAGAUAGACUAGAGGCAACUAAUACAAACCAAAAAUGUCUGGGUUGAUACUGCUGUUCAAACUGCAAGAAUCUCCAGCUUUCAGUUCAAAAUGGCAUGUUGAUUACAGAUGUUUUAUUAUUGAAGAAAUUUGUUACCACAUCCUCACAACCUUGCCUUUGAGAAGCUCUAGCACACCAUGCAGGAAUUUGAAUUUUAGUAGAUAAUAGCCUUUGUGUCAGGCAUGUGCCUUUCCCUUGAAAUUUGACUAAAGUAUAAGCCAGGCUCAGAUACUUGCCAAAACAGUUUAAUUUUCAGAAAAUUCCUUCUUCCCUAAGCAUGAUUUUCCCUGCAAUUGCAGUUUCUAGAUACCCUGGUCUAUAUGGGGUCCAGGCAUUGGAGCUGAGAGCAGUUGUAUGCUCUGCAUGGACCUUCUCUAGGUAUUAAAUGGUUGUGUUCUAGAGGAGGCAAUUGGCUGUAGAAUAGUCAGAAGGUGUGUAUAUAUAGUGAAUGCAGCAAUGGAUUGCAGGCAGGGCCGGAUUGGGGGGGGAGCUAGCCGGGCAGCUGCCUGAGCCGCUAACCUAUGGGGAGGCACCUCAUUGAAGUGUUAAGGGGUGCCAUGCGCCCGCUGCCCAGGGCACAACGAUGGCUCGGUCCAGCACUGAUUGCAGGAACAGAAAGCAUGAUCCCAUGUUUAUGAUAAAAGCUGCCCUGGGGAACUAAAGUCUUGUACACUUUUCACAGGUGGUUACAAAGGGUAUGUCUACACUGUAAUUUAACACCCAUGGCUGUCCUGGCUUGGUUGCAUCUUCUUUGAACUCUGAAAAAGAGGCCUGUCUCUCUCUCAUUAGGUACCCAAAAUUAGUGGAUUUUUUUACCUUAAUUUUUCUCUUUGCCUCAGUUCUCCCAUUACAAAAUGAGGAUAAUAUCUCCAUUUCACAGGCUUGCUUUGAAAAUAAUAAAAUCAUCAGUGUUUGAGAAACAAAUUUACUAUCAGUGAUGAACACCAGAGGAGGUCUGUGAGAAAAUUAAUAAAUUUUGUCUUCAAGAAUAGAGUGUGAAAUAAAUAAGGUAUGGGACUACCCUUUGAACAAAAUAUUGAAUUAGUUGCUCAUAAAGUGAACAUGAUCCAGUCGGUGCAUUGAAUGAGGUACAGAUUUUAGGGAAAAAAUAGUAUGUGAUUGAUAGAAGGUUGAUUCUGAAUGCAUUUAUACAAGGGAGGUUAAUUAAAGUUGCAUAAGCAACCUUAAUUCUGGAGUUUCUUAACCUUUUAAUGCUUGAUUUUGCAACCUUAAUGUGCUUUUAACAUAAUGUUGUGUGUAAUAAUACUCAUUUUUAAAAUCAUUUUGCAGACACUGAACUAAAUGAAUAUAUAAGUGCAGUCCUAGUCUAAUAUGCCAGCUCUCAGCUCCAUUAGAGUGCAAACAAGUGUUAUUGUGUAACACUAAGGUGGUACUGUGAAACAUUCCAGUUGAGGAUGCAAAGUAAAGGUGAAUAUGCAAUUUUCUCCUGUUCCAUGAGCAAAUGUCUUAUGCUACUGUCUUUAAUUAUAUGACCACUUAUAAUUUCCCAUUUUCCCCCUAGAAUCUUAGACUAUUUUGUGAAUCUUUGAUUCCUGUAAUGCAAUCCAAAUUGAAAGCAUUUUUUAUAAUGCAUACACCUAAGCAGUUAAAAUUAAGGUUGCACAAUAUGAAGAGUUCAACUGUGAUUGGCAUUGUAUAAGACAAAGAUGAAGUCUCAGAGCUUAAAAUCUCUUAACAUUCAAAUUUAACAUUGCCUCAGUGUAUUUAGGAGAUAAGGCUAUUCCUGCACAUUCAUCUUUGGAAUUUCUUUAUUAUAAUCAUUGAAGAGGUGUGCACUAGAGACUGUUUAAUUCCUUUUAAGCUGUUGUACUUGUUUUUCUGAUAUAGGCUGUUGUGGCGUCAUAAGUCCAGGUCUCUACCUUGGAUGCUGGGCAAUUAUGAUUGCAAUGAACAGCCUCUAACAAACCUGAAAACUAGAAGCCUGUUGGAACAUACAGUACAUAUGGUACUGUCACAUUACAUAAAUGAUUUGGUAAACUUGCCACUGUUCUAGUAAGAAAUCACGGAUGCCAUGUUCCACAUAUUUAGUAGUAUGCUGGAAAAACGGAAAGAGGUCUGUUUCUUUACAUUUAUAAUACAAUUGUAUUUCUGCAUUCUGUAGAUUUUUUGGAUGACAAUUUUAACCAGAACUGUCAAACUUUUAUGAAGGUUUCUAUUUGCCUAGCACUUGUUCCAUAGGACAAACUAAGAUGAUUUAAAAUUCAAAGUACAGUUUUGGACAGCAAAUAUUUCAAAAUUACUAUUAAAAAAAGAAUCCAUAAAAGAGAAUCUGGUAAGUGGAUACUCAGUCUUAGGGGCUUACUGUGGGCCAGUAAUAACACUACUGAACAAAUAAACAUAGGUAGUUCCACUGAUUUCUAAUAACAUUACUUGUUUAUACGAAAUUGUUCACCAAUGAGUACUCUGGACUUUUAAUGAUUAAAAUAAUGUUUUACUACUGUAAGCACACCAGAGCUAAUACAUAGAAGAAUGAGUUAUAUCUUGGUCUCAUGUGCACCUCAGUCGCCUUCCAGUUUCAAAAACUUUUGACUACUAAUACUAUGAAAAAGAAAGAAAAUAUGGCAGGCACUGAGUAAAUAUUACACUCAUAUCACUGUAGAUACAUGUAAUAUUUAUCACUGAUAAGCUACAUAUGACUGGGCAUCAAACAUGACUUACAGUUGGUCACAAUGCCCAAACACAAAUGUGCUUAAUUUUAGCACAAGCUUACUGUAAGAAAACAGCCUAUAUGCUUUAAGUUAAGCAUAUGCCUGUACUUGCAGAAUGUUUAUUUUACCUUUGCUUAGAUAUCAUGGCAAUGAGAGCAGUAUAUAAACCUGAACAGAUCAGAAAAAAGUGAAGAUUUUAAAAUUUAACACUGCCAGUCUGUUGCAAAAUGUACAGCAUUUAUUCACAUACAGACAAAAAGGCACAAUUCUACUAAAUAUUUUAACAAAAAAUACAGCUGUCUUCAACUAGAUCUUUAUAAAUACUUCAGAAAAGAGGGAAAAUAAAUACAGGAUUGGGCCAAGUAAUAUAAAAUAGUCAUCUCUACAUAUACUUUAUCUCUGAUUCUAUGUUUCUCUUCAUGCACCUUUUUUAAUUUUAGCUGAAUAGACACCAAAGCUAGGCACAUAGUGAAAACUUUUCUGUACAAGAUUUUACAAAUGUAAUGACAAUUUUUUUUCAAAUUUUUAAAAUAAUUAAGAUUUGCACACAUGACAUGAAUAAACCCUUCAUUUUAGAUUUGUGUUUAUACCCUAGCAAAUGGCAUUCCAGGCAACUUUACAGAAGUUUAACUAGCCUACAUUUUGACAUAAUACACGAAUCAUAAUCAAAGAGAUUGCUUGGUCAGUCUGCACAGGGAAAGGUAAAGCUUUAAAAAAAAAAAAAA
Molecule: messenger RNA, 7315 nt
Organism: Pelodiscus sinensis (Chinese soft-shelled turtle)
Lineage: Eukaryota; Metazoa; Chordata; Testudines; Trionychidae
Source: RefSeq, a predicted model, not a curated record